AUGAUGACAGCAAUAAGAACAUUCGCAUCAUCAAUAUCAACGAACAAUCGUCGAUUUAUUUAUCUCAUAUUUGCUGGUGCCUUUGGCUCAUUUAUGAUUUUUAUUAUAUCAAGUCUUACUUCUUCAUCAGCCUGGGUUAUUUUACCUUUACAAAUCAAUUAUCGACAACGACCUGAAUGUACCUGUUUAAGAUCUGAACUACCUCUAUUAUCAUCUCCUUUAACAUCCAAACAAAACGAUAGUCAAGCAUUUCUUUGUAGUGAAUAUGCUACACAACGAGGACCUCAUCAACGUAUUAUUGCAAUUAGUCUUUUUGGCCCAAAAGAAAAUAGAAUAUUUCAAUUUAAUCGAUCAAUUAAUUUUCUUCAUGCACUUAUACAAGAUCUGAAUAUAAGAUAUUCUGACGGAUUUAUAUUGCGUAUUCAUCAUGAUAAUACAAUUAAUACAGCAGAUAUUAUUUGUCCUAUAGAAUGUAAGCAUCCAAAUGUAGAUUUCUGUAAUAUGACUCAUAAACUUUAUAUUCCACCAAAAAUUUGGCGUUUUAUACCAGCUGGUGAUCCAUUAGUUGAUGUCAUAUCAUUUACAACAUUGAAUAAAGGUUAA
Molecule: messenger RNA, 603 nt
Organism: Rotaria sordida
Lineage: Eukaryota; Metazoa; Rotifera; Eurotatoria; Philodinida; Philodinidae
Source: the annotation of a GenBank genome assembly